CGUUUCUCUUUGUCUCUGUUUCUCUCUCCUGUCAGUUUUCUCUUCUCCUGCUAAUUUACUCCUCUCUCUGGUUUUUUUUUUUUUCUAAAUCAAAGUUCAUUUCAUUAAUUAGAACGAACGAACAAAAGAGUCUUCCGCCUAUGGAAAACGCCUUCCAGCAUACAAAAGAGAUAAGAACGCUGGGAAGAACUCCUUCUCUCUCUGUUUUUUAUCUCAAUUUGAUGUUCUUCUCUAUUUUAUUUUCAAGCUUGAUCUGCUGCCUAUCGCGAUCAGAGUAAGAGCGGGAGAGCUCGAUUCUCACACGCAAUUGACAAACCAAUGGAUGACCAGAUUGCGAUCAACAAGGCUGCUCCCAAAUUACUUAUAAUCUUUGUUUAUCCUCUUAUGCUCUGUAAAGUUGCUGUAAAUUCAGCAGAAAAUGAAGAAGAAAUAAGAAAAAAGAAAAAUCGAAGAGUUUCUGGGAAAUUAAAGAGAGAAGAAAGCUGGAAGUCAAUUUGGAAGUUUUUCUUUUGUUCGAAGAAAUUUUGAGUUUCUUGCAGCAAAUCUUUGUUCUUCUAGGGUCAAAGAAAGCAUUAAACAAAGAAGAAGAAACCUAGUUAAUUGUAAUCAUUUGUUUAUCCUUAUACCGUAAAGUUGCUGUAAAUUCAGUAGAAAAUGAAGUACAGACUUGGGUUUCUUGCAGCAAAAUCUUUGAUAUUAUUGAAUAUUACGCGCAUUAAAGAAGCUGGUCAAAAGAAAGAAAGAGUCAAAGUCGGUUCUGAAAACGUCGGCCAAUCGCGCGAUGAGCGUGGCGGCUGUUUUAAGUGGUUACGUAACUUAUUUGUUUAUUUGAAAAACUUUUUCUAUAAAUGGCUUCCAUGCUGGGUUUGAUGAAUGUUGGCAUUGCUUUCCUCCCCAAAGCAAAACAUAACUCGUUCAUUCAAUGGAAACAAGUAGAAGACGCUUCAUUUCGGGUCGAAAGGGAAAGAGUUCAGCAAAAUACAUGAGGAGGAGAUUUAAGAAGUUGAAAGAAGAGAUGAAAGAGAUCAGCAAAGAGCAGCAAAGCAUUAGGGAAGGGCAAAGGCAAGUUGCAGCAAAAUUCAAGGCAAUCGAAGAAGAAUGUGAGCAGCUGAGGAAGGAGACUCACCAGAUUAUUCGACAAAGUGCCAACACUCAAAUCCGCCUCAGCCUGAUGUUCAAUAUCCUCAAGGCACGAGAACAAGGUGAUUUCUCGAAGGCUGCUAACUUAACUCAACGACUUCGUGAAAUAGUAGCUAGAGAUAAUGUGUCACAGUCCGUAGAUCCAUGACUAGUCUAUCCCAUAUGGAUUGUCCAGCCAAUCCACAUGCAACGGUCCAUCAACUAUUGUCUUGGCAGCAGAGUAAAGUAUUCUAGGGCAACUAGAAUACUUUCCAAAAAUAAAAUCUUUCUUGUUGAUUACUUGCUCAUCAAAGAGGUAUAGUUUUAGGACUUUAUUUUCUUGUACUCCAAAGAAGUCUAAGUUAGAUACUUUCAUAUUUACUUUCACUUGCACACUAAGUUUAGGUUAAGUAGGCUAUUAUAAAUAGCACCUUUAGGAGUCGUUGUAAGGUAAUCAAAUCAAGUUUGUCGAAUCAAGCAAUUUACUUUGUGUUUAGAUCUUAGGUACUUUGUUUUUCUCUCAUUUGAGCAAUAAUACUUAUUUAUU
Molecule: messenger RNA, 1666 nt
Organism: Theobroma cacao (cacao)
Lineage: Eukaryota; Viridiplantae; Streptophyta; Magnoliopsida; Malvales; Malvaceae
Source: RefSeq, a predicted model, not a curated record